Messenger RNA from Alternaria triticimaculans, 1011 nucleotides. RefSeq lists its product as uncharacterized. The transcript has 3 exons. NCBI's taxonomy places the organism in Eukaryota, Fungi, Ascomycota, Dothideomycetes, Pleosporales, Pleosporaceae. The record is from RefSeq and is a predicted model, not a curated record. Bases 1 to 1011 code for a protein of 336 amino acids.
AUGAUUAUGGCUCGCACUUCUACCUUUCUCAUCUCGCUUCUUGCAGGUCAAGCCUGCGCCCACACUUUCAUCUGGGGCGUCUUCGUCAACGGCAUAGACCAAGGAACCUUCAAAGGCGUCCGCAUCCCCGCCUACAACGGCCAAAAUGGCAAAGGCGGCUACAACAACUCGCCCGUCAAAGACCUCAACUCCAUCGACAUGCGCUGCAACGUCAUGGGCGACAUCCAAGCCCACGACACCAUCAAAGUACAGCCUGGCGACAACCUGACCUUCGAUUGGCACCACGACGUCCGCAACAACAAAGACGAUGUCAUCGCCAACUCGCACCAUGGCCCCUCGCUUAUCUACAUCUCGCCCGAUCCGCCGACGGAGAACUCCUUUGUCAAGAUCUGGCAUGAGGGGAAAUUCGAAAGUAAUCCGUUUCCGCAGGCGGGCAAGUGGAGUACCACCGGUGAUAUUGCGAUGAACUUUGGGCAUAUGAAUAUUAGGGUGCCGGAGGGGUUGAAGGCGGGACACUACAUCAUUCGUGCGGAGAUGGUUGGUCUGCACGAGGGCGAUGUGAGCUAUCUCGCGAACCCGAAGAGAGGCGCACAGUUUUACCCCGACUGUGUUCAGAUUGAGGUUGAAGGCGAUGGCGAGGUGGAGUUGCCUGAGGGCGUGAGCUUCCCUGGAGCGUACUCUUAUGAGGAUCCGGGUGUUGUGCACAACGUAUACUGCUCCACCGAGACAAAAAAGCCGAAGACGUCUACUACUCCCUGCGUCACCGACUACGUUAUCCCAGGUCCUACUGUAUGGUCUGGUGCCUGGGCUGAGACUACCGCUGUCCCAGUCGGACCUGUCGAUGGUGUUACCACUGCUACGGCAUGGAGCACAUGGAUUGGCACUGAUAGUGUCGUCACCAGUGCGACGUUUGCGGAUGUGAAGAGUCAGACGAUUGUGGGAAGUUCGAAGUACACUGCGAGUUGGAGUGACACGUAUGCUACGCCUACCGCAACGGCUGCACGUUGGUAG